Molecule: messenger RNA, 1140 nt
Organism: Magallana angulata
Lineage: Eukaryota; Metazoa; Mollusca; Bivalvia; Ostreida; Ostreidae
Exons: 5
Coding region: 1-1140 (379 amino acids)
Source: RefSeq, a predicted model, not a curated record
AUGCUUCGACACGAAGCAAUGUUUAUGUUAAUCUUACCUUGGAUAGGAUUUGCUUACGAAAACAUUGCAAAGUACAGUUACGCCAGCCAAAAGUAUCCAUUCGAGAUAGGUACACUUACAAAAAUUGCUGAUGCAUCCAAAGCUGUCGAUGGUCUUAAAAGUGACUUAUCAGCACAUGGAGGUCAAUGUACAUUAUCUGCAAACAACAAACAGGAAGCUAUUUUAUAUGUUGACCUUGGUUACAUUCUUGGCAUCCAUCACAUCAAGAUAUAUUAUAGAACAGACAACAUACCGUGGGGUCCCAAUCAUGGGUAUGUCGACAGAUUCCUGGGAUUUUCUGUGUACGUAUCGAACACAACAGAAAUAAAAGAUGGAGUUCUUUGUUUUAAAGACGACUCUUUUACCAAGUACACCAUUCCAGCUGUGAUAACAUUGAACUGUACUCACCACGGUAGAUACGUCAUCUACUACAACAGCAGGACAUCAAGUAAUCUACCACCCUACUACUCAGCAUAUGCUUUCAACGAACUGUGUGAGUUUGAAGUAUAUGGAUGUCCUUACCCUAAAUUUUACGGUGAGAGAUGUAACCUGCCCUGUCCACCUACAUGCAAAAACCGUCGUUGUCACAUAGAAACGGGUAAAUGUUUUGGGUGUGAAGAUGGAUAUCUUGGCUCGACAUGCAACAUUAGUUGUCCUUACCCUGAAUAUUACGGUGAGAGAUGUAUCCUGCCCUGUCCACCUACAUGCAAAAACCGUCGUUGUCACAUGGAAACGGGUAAAUGUUUUGGGUGUGAAGAUGGAUAUCUUGGCUCGACAUGCAACGGCCGUAAGUACUGCUGGUUGACAUCCAAUAUUAUAUUCAUGCAGAGCAUUAUGAGUUUCAUCACGGAAUUUACAUACCCGUAUUAUAGCAAUUCGUACAGAAUUUUCUCUUUAAAAAUUUUUCCCAAGGGUAAAUACACUGAAUUGGGUGAAAGUGGAGGGGUGUGGUUUCACACUGAUUCAUAUUAUUUUCCUUGCUACGUUUUAGCUCAUCUGAGGGAGUGCUUCCAAAUUGCAUUUCUAAUUACUAAUCCGGAUGAUUUCGGUAACUUGAUCAAUUACAUUUUAAGAAGGACACUUCCUUGUACGUCCGUGUAG